Messenger RNA from Alligator mississippiensis (American alligator), 5471 nucleotides. It is a transcript of the gene SYDE2, whose product is annotated as synapse defective Rho GTPase homolog 2. Gene Ontology annotation, biological process: signal transduction. Lineage: Eukaryota; Metazoa; Chordata; Crocodylia; Alligatoridae. Bases 109 to 3078 code for a protein of 989 amino acids. The transcript is spliced from 7 exons. The record is from RefSeq and is a predicted model, not a curated record.
AGCGGAGCGGAGCCCGGGAGUAUGGAGCGCUGCCGCCGCCGCCCCCGGCCCGCGCAGGGGCCGGCCGGGCCGCUCGUGCCCGGGUCCCGCGGGCAGUGAGGGGCGGGCAUGGCCGACCCGCUGCGCAGGACGCUGUCCAAGCUGCGGGGCAGGCGGGCGCAGCGCGGGGCGGGAGCCGGCGCCCCCGGACACCCCCACGAGGGCAGCGGCGCCCCGCAAGAUUUAAUAGAGAAUGUGUACGUAUCAACAAAUAGGAGAGAAUACAAACUCCGGAAGGCGGCUGAAGUCCCUGAGCACAGGUCACAGAUAAACAGCAUCACCGUUUCUAAGAAACGUAACUGGCUGCACCAAAGUACUCUAAGGGCCCUUAAUGUGGAAGAAGAUGAAUGUAAGAAAAUGCAAGGAGCUAUUACCCAGGUACCCAAGUCUCCAAGUCCCUUAUCUGAAUCUAAAAUGGCACAGGUUCCUUUGAAAUCACCGGUAGGACAGGAAUGUUCUGUAGGAGCCUGUAGUUCUGUAAAAACUCUCCAAAACAGUCCAAGUCCUUCGAUCCUGAGAAAUGGUACUUUAGAUUUCAGUGAGGAUAAUGACGCAGAUGAUGAAGGAGAAAUAUGGUACAAUCCAAUCCCUGAAGAGGAUGAUUCUGACUUCCCUAGAGUCCAUCUUUCUGCUGGGAAUAACACCGUUAAUUUAGACUCCCAAACUGCCAAUUACAAGGUGUUGCCUGGAAGUAACUUGACUAAAGUAGUGGGGCACAGUGAAGACCUUUCAAGCUCCUCAGAAUGUGCAGGGGACAGUCCAUCUGCUCAGUCCAGUGAAAUUAAUCAAGCAGAUUCCCUUCAUUCCAUGGAGCACAUGCAGCUGCACAAGCAGAGGUUUGUGUGCAAGACUCAGAGUGGGUCAGCAAUAGAGGAGUGUCCUACAUUUAAAAAUCCUUUGACAGGAUCUGGAAUUGUACUUACAAACAAGGCUGAGACGACAGCAAUGGAAAUUUCUCCUCCAAGUCCUAAUCCUUUGAAAAAAGGUGGAUCAAUUAAUUGGCCUUUCCCUGAUAAGAUAAAAUCUCCUAGAACUGUGAGAAAACUUUCCAUGAAAAUGAGAAAAAUACCAGAACUCAGCAGGAAGCUGAGUGUCAAAGGAACCUCAAGCCAUAAUGGUUCGGAUAACUCUUCUUUGUUGAAAGGUAACUGUCGGGAUGGAAGCCAUGCAACUUCUUUGUCAUCUUCUGGAAACACAGCAGCAGCUGCUAGCCGGAACGUGAUAAGUAGGUACCAUCUUGACAGCAGUGUGUUAUCGCAGCACACUGACAAGAAGAAAAAUGCCAGGAGUUCCAAAUCUUCUAGUAAAGGUGGUUACCUCAGUGAUGGAGACUCUCCUGAACUUAUAACAAAAUCAGGUAAACAUGGAUCUGAAAGCAGGUGUGGGAAAGGAAAAGAGGUACUUCCAAAUAACAAUAAUAAAACAGAAAUAGAUAUUGAUGCUUUUAGACACUACAACUUUUCUGACCAACCCAAGUGUUCCCAGUACAUAUCUGGGUUCAUGAGUGUUCACUUCUAUGGUGCUGAGGAUUUGAAACCUCCAAGGAUGGACUCAAAAGAUGUCUUUUGUGCAAUUCAGGUAGAUUCAGUAAACAAAGCAAGAACAGCCUUGCUUACCUGCAGGACGACCUUUUUAGAUAUGGACCACACGUUCAACAUAGAACUUGAAAAUGCUCAACAUUUAAAGCUAGUAGUCUUCAGCUGGGAGCCUACCCCGCGGAAAAAUCGGGUUUGCUGUCAUGGAACAGUGAUUCUCCCUACUCUUUUUCGAGUGACAAGGACUCAUCAGCUGGCUGUCAAACUGGAGCCUAGAGGGCUGAUUUAUGUCAAACUGACCCUCAUCGAACAGUGGGAGAAUUCUCUUGAUGGUCUAGAUGAAGAUCGAGAACCAGUGAUAUUUGGAGUAGAUGCUCGAAAAGUUGUUGAGAAGGAAAAUGUGGGCUUGAUGGUACCACUCUUGAUGCAGAAAUGUAUUGUGGAGAUUGAGAAGAGAGGCUGUCAGGUUGUAGGACUAUAUCGAUUAUGUGGUUCAGCAGCAGUCAAGAAAGAGCUUCGAGAAGCAUUUGAGAAAGAUAGCAAGGCUGUUACUCUCUGUGAAAAUGAGUAUCCAGAUAUUAAUGUGAUAACAGGUGUUCUCAAGGAUUAUCUACGCGAGCUGCCCUCUCCCUUGAUAACCAAGCAGCUCUAUGAAGCAGUGUUAGAUGCCAUGGUGAAAAAUCCCCUGAAAAUGACAGCAAGUGGUUGUGAAAAUGACCCAAGUGACUCUGAGCACACAGUGGCCCUUCUGGAUUGUCUACCAGAGGUUGAGAAGGCAACCCUGAAAGUGCUGUUGGAUCACCUGAAACUAGUGGCUUCUUACCAUGAAGUAAAUAAGAUGACAUGCCAGAAUCUCGCUGUGUGUUUUGGCCCUGUACUACUGAGCCAAAGGCAGGAGACCUCCAACCAUAACAACAGAGUCUUUACAGAUUCAGAAGAGCUUGCUAGUGCCCUUGAUUUCAAAAAGCACAUAGAAGUUCUGCAUUAUUUACUCCAGCUGUGGCCAGUGCAUCGUUCAUCUACCAAAGAAUCGACAAGUGUAUUUCCAGGGCACCAGUCAUCUCUGAAUUAUCUGAGGCCCAAAAAGCAGCGGCCUCAGAUGUUGAACUUAAGCAGUACUCAAAUGUCAGGAAUACUCAGACCAAGACCGGCUGGAUUAGACAGUCCCUCAAGUAACCGCUAUGCAGGAGACUGGAGUAGCUGUGGGGAAAAUUACUUCUUAAACCCAAUAGAGACCUUGAAUGAAGCAGACUAUGAUGAUGUCCCUUCAGAAGAUACAGAAAGUGGAGAAGACUGUAGCAAAGUUGAUGGAUCAGAUGCACUGAUUAAGUAUCCAAAAUCUGUGUCCCAAGAACACACAUUUCAUACUUAUUUGACAAUGCAAACAAUAGAUUCAGCGGUGGACCAUAAAGUAGACCUCAAAGAUCUACAAGAAAGUAUUGACACUCUGAUAGGAAACCUGGAGCGGGAGCUCAACAAAAACAAACUGAAUAUCAGUUACUAAUACUUGCCCAGCAUGGUACCCCGUGAUGUUGUUUCCCUGUUCUUUGCCCUACCUCUCCCACAAAGAGGUUGCUUAGUGUGUGGAGUUCUGAAUACUUUGUGGCAUAGUCUUGGCCCACCUUGAAUUAAUGUAUUUAUUUUAGACAUUCCUUCACUGUGCAACGUUUUCCCUGUCCUUUGCCCUUGCCCUUGCCCUCUGCAUUUUUAAGAUGCAAUGUUAGGCAAUGUGAAAUGACUUUAGAAAAUAGUGACAUUUUCCCCCCAAGAGGAUUCUGCACUUUGGAAGUUUGCGCUGUGUGACAGGAGGUGAAGCUACAUUGCUGUCUGCUCUGUAUAGCAACAGGACUCCUCCUUCCUGAAAGUCUAGAUCUGGCAUAAAGGUUCAUCUUUGAAGAAGAUUGGUGCUGCUGAACCUGUCUAUUGCAGCAUGAACACAAGGUAGAUCACAUCCUACCAUAUUUGUCACCUUUUCAUUUGCGAUGCAAAGGCUGCUAUGAAAAAUGCUUUAUAUAUCUAAACACAUCUAUAUACAUAUAUAUAUUAUAUAUAUAUAUAUAUAGUUUAAUUGUACAAAUAUUAAUGUAUUCCUGUAUUAACACAUUUAAGUAAUUAUUUAAAACUGCAAAAAUUAAAUAUUUUUCUAACUUUGUAUGUAGUUGUGUGUGUGUGUGUAUGGGGGGGGACAUAUGAAUUGAAAUGACAGUUCUGAAGAAAGCUACAUUGUGAUGCCAAAAUUCAGGAUUCAUUUGAGUAACAAAACAUUUGAUUAUGCACAGUGUGUGCAGAGGGAAGGAGAGAGGACAGAGUGAAUGAUUAAUAUAAAUGACUCUACAUGUCACAUGUUGAGCUUCAGUUCACAGGUGUUGACUAUUAACUACAUUCAGAAACCAGACAGAUUAGUUUUAAGAAGUAUUUCCAGGGUUACUAAAGGUUUUCAGUGAACCAACCUUUUUCUCUCACAGGUGGCCAAAAUGCAGACAAGGGGGAGUGAAGGGGUCGUGCUUAUUUCAUUUGUUUAAUCUCAUCUGAUAUUUAAGGAAGGCCUGAGAGGUUUGCAGGUUUAUAAAGAUUUCUCUCUUUCUGUGCUUAUUUCUCUGUACAGUAGAUGUGAUGGUCUGGUUUUUCUUUAAUUUCCUAGUUUUGUUAAUUUGAGGAAUUCUAUUUAUGGACAGGUUUCUCGACUCUCAUUUGUUGAAGUGGAGGGGGUGGUAAAUCCUUAACAACAGCAGUUUCUCUUUCCACGUUCCAAAUGCUUUUAACUUUAAAAAGAUGUUGAAAAGAAGACAAUCUAGAAAAGAAAUCUGCAAAAGAAAAUUAUGUCCCCCCAAUUAAACCAGGUAUUUUCUUGGCAUCUGUGAAAUUAUAGCGGAACGUCAGGCCUCCUAUAAGUUCUCUCUCCGGUCUUUUGUGAUAAAAAGUAAACUUAUCAUUUAAUAAAAAGGGUAGGAAAAAUUGUUCUCGUUUAAAUAAAAAUAAUGUCAAGGCUACCUUUAUACAUCAAGACAAAGUGAACAAAAGGCACAAACCCACUUUUUUCCUUUGCAGAUCUCUUGCAGUUCUUUUAUUGAGAAUCCAAACAUCUGGUCUUUAAUCAAUUAGCAGCAUAUGGUAAAAUUGUCUCCAUUCUUUUCAGUACCCUUUUAGCGUACCAUCAUAAUUUUCCUAUUAACCCUGUGGUAAGUGCUUUUUAGCCAUUUCAUAUUUGUAUAUAUUGUCUGGUUUUCAGUUUGUUCAUUAUAGUAGUAUGGUAUUCAGAAUUGGUAUAGAACCUUACCAACUAUUUCUAAAGCAGUAUCUUGGCAUAGUUUCAAAUGGUUCAUUCUCAUUAAUUUAUUUUUUGCUGUAAGUAUGUAAAAUGUGCAAAACAAUGAUUGCAAUACAGUAACUAUAAUAUUGUUUGAAAAUGUAAAUUUAACGUGAAGCACGUAUCAAAUCAAUGUAUUUUUUUAAACUUUUAUACCUACAGAAUGUGUAUAAUUUUUAAGUAUAAAAUUUAAUUCUAAAUAAAAUUUUAACUGAGAACAGUAUUUGCACAAGUCUAGUAAGUGGUUACUUAAAAAUGUACUUUAAUUUUUUUCUAGACAUACAUAUUGAUAGAAUAUAGUAUAUUGUUUUCUGGUUUCAUAAAAUCUUUUGUCAGCCCAUUAAUUUAUCUUGGCUAGAGUACAAUGGAUUCAGAUGUACUUUUUAAUUAUAAUUUCUGCAACAAAAGUUAGUGAAUGAACCUAUUUUUGUAAGGAACCUGGGUAAAUAUUGAUGACUUGGGGGUAUAAUCUGUUUCUGUAUCAGUUCUGUAAAUCAUUACAAUAUUUGCAUUACCUUCUUUGGUAAAACAGUAUAUUUUUAAAAUUCUUUGUUUGUUGUAUAUAAAAUAAACGGGUUCUGUAGUGUAAA